Molecule: messenger RNA, 3154 nt
Organism: Anastrepha ludens (Mexican fruit fly)
Lineage: Eukaryota; Metazoa; Arthropoda; Insecta; Diptera; Tephritidae
Gene: Tdrd3
Product: tudor domain-containing protein 3
Exons: 5
Coding region: 208-2841 (877 amino acids)
Biological process (GO): mRNA processing
Cellular component (GO): nucleus; cytoplasm
Molecular function (GO): RNA binding; protein binding
Source: RefSeq, a predicted model, not a curated record
UAAUUUGGUCGGAACUCUUUUGCUUUAACGUAUAGUUUGCUGAACUAUUUCUGUUCCGUACGUAUAGUGAAUACUGCACAGUAUUGAUUGCAAUAUGUGCGUUUGAUCGAAUCCACUGUUCGUUAACAUAUUUUUACAAUUGCUCGUACGAAUUUUUUGUUAAAGUGAGUUUACUACAGCAUUAAAGGAUUGGCAUAUUUCUAAAAAAUGGAGUUAAAUAAAAAGCUAUUGGAGCAAGGAUGGCACUUAACUGAUGACGGUCUUCAGAAAGUUAUUGCUACUGCUUCCAAUACGGGUGGUCCUGAAGUCAAUGAUGUGCGAAAAAUUAUAUCAACCAUUAUGGACAUGGACUUCCGUGAUAUUGCGGGUGGAGCACUUCCCAUUAAAAGGGACGAUAAUAUUCCUGGGCGAAUCGUAUUACAAUUACAGAAAACACGUAAUAUCUCGGCCCCAAAGAGUAACGAGGACUCAAAAGCUGCACCACGAUUUUUACAGUUAGAAUUAAGUGAUGGGCUAACCACGAUACAAGCAUUGGAAUUAGAAAAUAUUUCAGCGCUGAGCAUGAACUUGCCUCCUGGAACAAAAAUUUAUUUUCGAGCAGAGAAAAUCCAGUUGAUGCAAGGUUUUUUAAUAUUGCGGUCGUCUGAGAUCCAAGUUUUGGGCGGACGUGUUGAACCAAUGAUUGAAAAGUGGGAAUUGGCUCGCACCAUGCAAAAAUACGCACGUAGUGGACGUCGAAUGAGCGGAGCCACGGGACCACCUCCAUGGAUACCGUUUGGAAAAAAGGUUGAAACAUCACUUUCAAAAGAGCUUAACUUUAAAAGCUUAAAAGCGGGAUUAUCUGAGGGGAAAGAGUCCAAAGAGAACGAGGAGUUUAAUGCCAUGCGUAGCGAGGCUAUAGCAGAAGCUAGUAAAGCAGGUGCUAAAAAGGUCUUUGGCGGAGGGGGGCAACAAAUGCUGGAUCAUAAUGUUAAGAAGAUACUCGAAAAAGGUUUCAGUGAAGAAGAAGCUAAGCAGGCCUUGCGUGCUACCAAUAAUAACCUGGAACGAGCACUAUUCAAUCUCAAACGUCGGGGCGAGAUUAAACGAACAGAUGACUUCGGGAGCUCAAAAAACUCACAAGUUAACUCUUUUAAUUCUGCAAAAACUAGUCGAGGGCCCACGCGUGAAAUAGGUUUGGGAAAACGUGGUGGAUCAAUAGUAAAAGAAGAAACAAUAGUAGCGAAACCAGCUGGGAAUGUUUCACUUUUCGAUUUUUUGACUGAUAAGCUACCAGUCGAUGCCGGAUCGAAUACACCUAUCAUGACUACAACUCAUACUACAGCUUUGUCUAAUAUUCCAGGCAAUCCUGUAAAACCUAGUAAAUUGGAAAAAAAUAAGAAAGAAGCCCCAAAAUCCACACAUUCUGAUAAUAAAAAUGCAGAAACCAAUGCUGAUUCUAAUAGCAGUGUUAUGCGUCCAAGGUUUGAAAACAAUAUGUCUAGCAGUUUCGCUGCUAAUCAUUCAAUUGGGCCACCAAAUUUUCGUCAAAGAAGUGAUCGUGGUAGUACUGUCAGUCGCGGUGGACUCGGUAACAACGAACGUGGCAGAAGUACAUCAAAUUUUAAUCCUUUCAAAGAUACUGGUAAUGAACGUAUUAAUAGCGCUUCGCGCUUACCUGGAAGCCAAUCAACAAACAAUAAUCAAAACCAAAGUCGUAAUAACCGCGGGUCGUAUGAACGGGGGAAAGUUUCGAAUCAGUUAAGUAGAGAUUUACAACAAAGUGGUGCCAGUGGUGGAGGCAAGCGAGGAAAUGAAAAACAACAACAAAAAAGUCAUGGGGGCGAAGAACGUAGCUCCGGUCCGAAUGAAAGCAGGAAUCGCUUUACCAGCAAACAUGACAGUAGUAGUCGUCAACAAAACAAUAACGCUGACACUCAAAACUUGAAUAAUUCAAACUCAAUGAAUAAUUUAAUUGAAGCUACUUCGAAAAUGAAAGUUUCCGACUCAGAACGUAGUGAUCAUCAUUUAACGGGAACUAGUUCAAGUGGAGAAGGUCGCCCAAAUUCACAUAAUUAUCAAAAUACCUCUCAAAAUUUUGGCGCCAGUCAGCUACCUAAUCAAAUUCAAGGUUCUACGCAAUUUCCAAACGGUUAUGCUUACGAUACAAGUAAAAUUAUUGGAUUUCAAAAUAAAGAAACGAAUGAAUUCGCCAUGACUUUGUUGAAGAGUCAGGGCUUAGGUUCUUCGGAAUCAACGGUAUCUAUUCAACAGCAGCAACAACUAUUGUCUGAUAAAGCAAAUAACCGGACCUCACAGCCAAGUCUACAAAUUUCCAAUGAUAAUUAUAUAUCACCUGUUUCGCCGCAUCUACAAACACCGUCUCAACUAUGUGGAUACGCCGCGCCCACAAGUGACUAUUCUGUACCUACUCCAACAACAGUAUCCACUGUAGCACCGAUUCCGAGUCAUUUUGGAAUGGUUCCCGGUGAUGGCUGGCAUUGGAAAGUCGGAGAUCUUUGUUUUGCAAAAUACUGGGACGAUGGUCGUUAUUAUGAAGCUGAAGUCACAGCAGUAUCAGAGAAAACAUGUGUGGUCUUUUACCUUGGGUAUGGUAACCACGAGGAAGUUUUGAAAUCUGAUUGUCUGCCAAUAACCGAUGGCAAUCACUGUCCCAUAAAUAACUACAAUGCGGCUACUUCAUAUCAACAAUCUCAACAAGGAAAAUCACGUGCCAUUACAUCUGCUCAUCCAGCUCAACAGAUCCAAACAGGUGGAGCGUAUCAGCGUGGAGGAGGUGGGUCGCAGCGUUUUCGUGGUGAAAGGCAAAUGUAUGUACCGCCGCAUAAGCGCGACAAUUGACAGGAUGUGGCAUUUCAGGUUGCAACAACAAAAUUAACACUUACGCAAUAACAACAUUUGUAUAAAUUUAAUUAUGCCCAUCAUUGAAAAUAUUUAAUCACAAUAUACAAUAAUGUAGAAUGUGCUCAGAAGAAAUAAUCGUGGUAGUGGUAAUUUCACUGCGCUCUAUGUUUAGCAAACAAUUUAACAGCCCACUGCAAAGUCACAACAAUGUGAUAAUCUUGUACAUAAACAAAAUAGAAGGCAGUAAGUUCGAGAAAUUAAGUAUUAUCCAUCUCCUUACCUAAAUAUAAUAAAGUGUUUUGAAACUCUG